Molecule: messenger RNA, 5000 nt
Organism: Aspergillus neoniger CBS 115656
Lineage: Eukaryota; Fungi; Ascomycota; Eurotiomycetes; Eurotiales; Aspergillaceae
Product: ubiquitin-binding TORC1 subunit KOG1
Exons: 6
Coding region: 299-4651 (1450 amino acids)
Biological process (GO): regulation of autophagy; positive regulation of cell growth; positive regulation of protein serine/threonine kinase activity
Cellular component (GO): cytoplasm; TORC1 complex
Molecular function (GO): protein-macromolecule adaptor activity; protein binding
Source: RefSeq, a predicted model, not a curated record
CCCCCCGCGUCUUUGGAAGGGAGCGUCAGCAGUUUCAACUUCCUGGGGAGACCGAAUCGCCUGGUGUUUGAGUUCUUUUGGAUUCCCUGAACGUGGCAGAGCUUCCUCGCCACAGGGCGUCCUCCCAACUGCUGGCUGCUGACUGUUGACCCUCCGGAUUGGGUAUGAGAAUCGCCUGGUCCCAGUGCAUGCACUGUGACAUGAGUAUUGAUAAGGUCCCGGCCAGCUUCGCCCUCGUUACUUCACGCUACAUGAUGACCUUCGAUGUAUAACAGACCCUCAUUGACCAGAAUUCAGAAUGGAGCCCACAAUUCAACAGGCAUCGCAUCCCGAACCUCGGAAGAGUCAUCACAAGUCUGUUCGGGUUGCCUUUGGUCCGGAUCUAGAAACACACAUUCCCCCGCGUGACAGAUCCCCCGCUCCUGUUCCAGGACAUCACCGAUCAUUUACUACCGUGGAGCACAAACAGACUCCCGUCAUCACCCCCGAACGACCGACUAGCUCAUCUGCAGGCGAGAACCCGCUGAUCAUCGAGAACAAUGGCCGACUGACUUCGGAUCGAUCGUCGGAUUGUGCAAGACCGAUUGCGACCCUGAAGAGGGCCCGCAGCGACUAUGGGCCCAGAGUGGGGCUUGAUAAAGCCAUUGCUGGGGAUGAGGAAGAGGACAUUGCCAUGAGACAUGGAUGGCAGGAGGAGUAUACUUCGAGCGAGUACCUGAAAGUCCUGCACUCGAAUUUCUAUAUGUAUUUCACAGAGAAGCGCCACGAGACGAACGGCAUCCCUAGGGAUCCGGUCGGAAGCUGGCCCAGCCAAGACUGGCGCAUGAAGGACCGCCUGAAAACCGUCUCCGCGGCGCUAGCCAUCUGCCUGAAUAUUGGCGUCGACCCGCCCGAUGUGGUCAAGACGAACCCGACAGCUAAGUUGGAAUGCUGGGUCGAUCCCACGUCUACUACCGGCGGUGGUCACAACAAGAUCAUGGAGCAGAUCGGAAAGAAACUGCAGGAGCAAUAUGAGACACUUAGCUUAAGAACUAGGUACAAGCAAUAUCUUGACCCCUCUGUCGACGAGACGAAGAAGUUUUGCAUCUCUCUGCGCCGCAACGCCAAGGACGAGCGGGUGCUGUUCCAUUACAACGGCCAUGGUGUACCUCUCCCUACUCAGUCGGGUGAGAUUUGGGUCUUCAACAAGAAUUACACUCAGUACAUUCCGGUAUCCCUCUACGACUUGCAGUCCUGGCUUGCAGGACCUAGCCUGUUUGUCUUCGACGUAUCGCAUGCAGGGAAUAUUGUGUCGAACUUUCACACCUUCGUCGAGAAACAUGAGAAGGAGAACGCAGAGGCGAAGAAGCGGGAUCCAAACGCCAUCGUUCAAAACUACGGGGAUUGUAUCAUCCUCGCAGCAUGUCAGAAGACAGAGUCGCUCCCCACUAACCCCGAUCUCCCAGCGGAUAUCUUCACUUGUUGCUUGACUACGCCUAUUGAGAUUGCGCUGCGUUUCUUCAUCCUCCAAAAUCCCCUGCAGACGAACAUCUCGAUUGACGAGUUCAGAGUGCCAGGCCGCUUACAGGAUCGGAGAAGCCCACUUGGAGAGCUGAACUGGAUUUUUACUGCGAUCACGGACACUAUUGCCUGGAACACAUUGCCCCGGGCGCUGUUCAAGAAGCUCUUCCGUCAAGAUCUCAUGGUCGCUGCUUUGUUUAGAAAUUUUCUGCUCGCCGAGCGUAUCAUGCGAACAUACAAGUGUCAUCCUAUUUCCUCUCCUGAGCUUCCAGAAACCCAUCAUCACCCGCUGUGGAAGAGCUGGGAUUUGGCAGUUGAAAUGGUCUUGUCACAAUUACCGGCUCUCAUUGACCACGAAGAGGGCCGCAGGCAAUAUGAGUAUCAACAUUCAACAUUCUUUGCCGAGCAGCUUACCGCUUUUGAGGUUUACUUGUCAUCAGGUCCAACGGAAAAGAAUCCCCCGGAUCAGCUUCCGAUUGUGCUGCAGGUCCUUCUCAGUCAAGCGCAUCGACUCAGGGCGCUGAUAUUGCUUAGCAAAUUCCUGGAUCUAGGACCUUGGGCUGUCCAUCUGGCUCUGAGCAUCGGGAUAUUCCCAUAUGUCGUAAAGCUCCUGCAGUCCGCCGCCCAAGAAUUGAAGCCCGUGAUGGUCUUCAUCUGGGCAAGGAUCAUGGCCGUCGAUCAUACAGUCCAGAACGAUUUGUUGAAGGACAACGGAAUCCAUUACUUCAUUUCCAUCCUCAACCCUUCCUCGCCAAUACCCGUGGGCAAUGCUAGCGAACAUCGAGCGAUGUGUGCGUUCAUUGUCUCGAUCUUUUGCAAGAAUUACCCUCAAGGCCAGAAUGUGUGCCUUUCUGCUGAGCUCUUUGACUCCUGCCUUAAGCACCUCAUGGAUGUUGAAAACCCCCUGUUGCGGCAAUGGUCGUGUCUCUGUAUUAGCAUGUUGUGGUCUGACUUCCCUGAAGCCAAGUGGAUGGGCAUUCGUUGCGCUGCUCCUGCAAGGCUUUGCGAGCUUAAUUUCGAUCCGGUCCCCGAGGUCCGCGCUGCAAUGCUCCAUGCAGUAACGACUUUCUUGGGUAUCCCUGAUUUGACAGACCAGGUUGCCCAAAUAGAAGAGUCUCUGGCUAUGACGGUGCUACCUAUGGCAUCAGACGGCAGUGUCCUGGUGAGGAAAGAACUCCUGGUCUUCUUCUCAACGUUCGUGAGGCGCUACCAGAACAAGUUUCUGGUUGCUGCCUACGAGGAAUUUCAGGACGAGAAGCAGAACCUCCUGUUGAAACUGGAACAAGAUGGCACUCGGAGUCUUUCCUUGGAGGAUGUGCCGAAUAUCUCAGCGAAUGGCUCCGCGGAUCCCAACCAUAGGUCGCAGAUAUUGUCCCGGAAUACGACUUUUGGUACUAUUUGGAAACAACUACUAAUUCUUUCUGUUGAUCCUCAUCCUGACAUUGCCCAAGAUGCGGCCAUGGUGGUCGACUACAUCCACAUCUGUCUUCUUCAAUCCCCUAUGGCGACGCUAACCAACAAGGUUCGCAAUGAGAUUUUGGAUCUCUCGAAUCGUGUAUCCCAGAAGUUCCAGGUCCGAGAAAGGCCAGAGUCAAAGAAGACGGCGCCACCGCCGACUCCUCCUUCCGCUGCACCGCCGAAACAAGAAGGUUACCUUUCACUGAGCCUAAAACGAACGGCGAGUGUCGCUGCAUCGCUUAAGAAUUUGGCGUUUGGCAGUUCAUCCGCGGCGGAUGCGCAGUCGCAGCAAACGUCAACGACCCCGAAAAGCCGAGUUCCCAUGACACCCAGAGGACGAGCACCUCCCGAAUGGACGCGGCCCCCAGAGGUCAACGACCAAGUCGCUCCCGCGACUGCGUAUCACCAGGCCCCGACCCCUACUUCACGAGGCUUUGAACCCAGAGAUCCCACUGCUGUCCCGACAAUCCCCUUAAUGAGCAGGUUCCUAGAUUGGUCCACAGAGGUAAUCCCAGAACUCCUUGAUGCAAUAAGCGCGGAAAACCAGAUUGAGUAUGAGCAACUUCUUACCCUUAUUCAGUAUUUCCGGGAACCCCAGAUGAAACCCAAUGAGCCCGACGAGCCCGGUAGUGCGGAUUACAACGAACGCCUUUGGAGACGGAGUCGCAACGAAAAGAUCAUUUCGGAGACCCAACCCCUGAAGGGAAUAGCCGGCAGUAGCCGAUGGGAUAACUCAUUGUCUCUCUUAUCUAACAGCAGCCAGCCCUUGAAGAUGUGCUUCCACCAGUUUGAGGAUCAUCUCGCAGUUGCGGACGACAGGGAUACGAUUGCGAUAUGGGACUGGCAGAGCCACAAACGUCUCAACCGCUUCUCUAAUGGCAAUCCAGCAGGGUCGAAAAUCAACGAAGUGCGAUAUAUUAAUGAAGACGAUCAAGCACUUUUGAUGACGGGCUCCUCCGAUGGCGUACUGAAAGUGUUUAGGAACUAUGAGUCCGCCAAAAAGGUGGAGAUCGUUACAUCUUUCAGGGCACUACCGGAACUGAUCCCCAGUAAUCGGAAUGCCGGCCUGGUCCUCGACUGGCAGCAGGGUCAGGGCAAAGCGUUGGUCGCAGGAGACGUCAAGGUCAUUCGUGUGUGGAAUGCAGCCACCGAAGUGUGCACUAACGAUAUUCCCGCAAGGUCCGGCUCGUGUAUCACUUCUUUGACGUCGGAUCAGGUUGCAGGAAAUAUCUUCGUGGCAGGAUUUGGCGAUGGCGCUGUUCGAGUGUUUGAUCAGCGUCUCAAGCCGACAACCUCCAUGGUUAAGGUCUGGCGCGAGCACAAGCAGUGGAUCACCAAUGUCCAUAUGCAACGCGGCGGACUGAGGGAACUGGUGUCUGGUAGCCGAAAUGGCGAGAUUCGACUAUGGGAUCUUCGAAUGGACACGCCAUUUUCAACGUUUUCAGCGACCAAGGAUACGCUUCGCACAUUGAGCGUGCACGAACACGCCCCUGUGUUCAUGGUGGGUACCAACCGACACGAAGUCAAGACGUUCAACGUCAAUGGUACAUAUCUAUCCACCUUCGAGCCCUACUCGAGCUUUCUCCACCACAAUCGAUCUUCCCCGAUUGCCAGCACGGCCUUCCACCCUCACCGCACCCUGCUGGCGUGUGCUGCCCUCAACGACAACCACAUCAACCUCGUGAACUGCUAGUUCAUCUUCCAUCCUCCUUCAUGGCCAUUCCAUCCCACCCUUAUACCACUCGUAGCAAAUUUCGGCGCCUGGAAUUUCGUCCUUCCGGGCCAUGUUCGAUUCGAACUGUUUCCAUUCUGAUCUUCAACCUAACACCUUUUAAUGGCAAUCAUGAAGCAUCACUUUCUGGCGUAGGUCGGCUAGCUUUCUGCGUUGGCGCUAGGAAAUUCUUUUCGUUUCCAUUAUUAUCAUAUGGUUUUGCUUUUCUAUUCUUCUUCUUUUUCUUGUCUUCACACUUUGACCGUGUCGCUUGUAUAUGGAUGGACAUAGCUGUGCAGGCAGACCAAGGUUUAAUUCGUCAGUUAUACCC